Fusarium graminearum PH-1 is the source of this 1094-nucleotide messenger RNA. RefSeq lists its product as uncharacterized. The transcript is spliced from 10 exons. The record is from RefSeq and is a predicted model, not a curated record. NCBI's taxonomy places the organism in Eukaryota, Fungi, Ascomycota, Sordariomycetes, Hypocreales, Nectriaceae. The coding region runs from base 591 to 1094 and encodes 167 amino acids.
GUUUCACAAAUAUUAAGUCAGAAAUUAGCUUCAAAGCUUAUCGAGCGGAUAUGUCGUCACCCAAAUCGCACAAGUCUCAAUCAUCCCGGGGUCGUCAAUCACCCAUUGGAUUGGACCAGAUUGCGGCAGAGCAACCGGCAAUUGAAGUCGACAAUGAUUCCGAUUCCUCCUACACUAAAUCGACGGGAAUUACCGACACGGAGUCGCUUCGAUCGUCCAUCCUAAGUUACAAGUGGGAGAAUGGACGACGCUACCAUGCUUAUCAGGAUGGAUCUUACUGGGCUCCCAAUGAUGACCGUCAACAAGAAGCAGAAGAUUUGAUGCACGAAGUGUACAAGAUCAUCCUGGAUGGCGAGCUACACGAGGCGCCAAUCAACGAAAACCCACAGAGGGUUCUCGACUUGGGAUGUGGAACUGGAAUAUGGGCAAUCGAAUUUGCGGAUGCCAACCCAUCUGCAGAUGUGAUUGGAGUUGAUCUCUCACCCAUCCAACCCAAAUUUGUCCCUCCCAACUGUCGAUUUGAAGUUGACGACAUCACACAAGAAUGGACGUAUCCUGACAAUCACUUUGACUUCAUCCAUGUCCGCGCCAUGAUAGGCUCUAUUCCUGAUUGGACUGGCCUUUACAAAAAGGCCUACACGCACAUGAAACCUGGUGGCUGGCUGGAAAGCGUUGAACUUUGGGGCAACGCAAAGUCCGAUGAUAAUACCUUGAAGCCUGACUCGCCCUGCCACAAGUGGGUUGAGGUCUUCAAAGAGAUCGAGAAAAUAACUGGCAAGUCCUUCUUUUGGGACGACAAGAUGGCUCAGUCAAUCAGCGAUGCCGGAUUCAUCAACGUAAAGGGUCGAAGGGUCAAGGUUCCUGUUGGUACAUGGCCGAAGGACAAGACUCUCAAGCAAUGGGGUGCCUGGAAUCGUCAUUUCUUGCUCCAGGGUCUCGAGGGCUUCUCUAUCCGUGGCUUGACUGAACUGCUGGGUUGGAAGGUUGAAGAUGUACAGCUGUUCUUGGCAGAAAUGCGCAAAGAGUUGACCAAUCCGGAUUUGCAUUCGUAUCUCGAGGUCACCGUCUUCUACGGCCAAAAGCCCGAGGCUUGA